AACACAAAACACGUGCUGUACUUUGCUCACUAUAAUACGUAUUUCAGUUUAUAUUUCUCAAAAAAGCGAUAUUAUUUUUGGUAAAAUGGGCAAAAUAAAGGUAGAGAAACCUGAUACGGAAAUGGAUACUUCCAUUGUUAAAGAGGAGGACACUUACGAUGAUAAAUUGAAGAAUGCUAAUGCCAUAUCGCAACCGAUGGCGUCAAAAAAGUUAACGAAGAAGAUUCACAAGCUAAUCAAGGAAGCGUCAAAACACAAGACUUAUCUACGUAACGGAUUAAAAGAUGUACAAGUUCGCUUGCGAAAAGGGGAAACUGGUUUGGUAAUCUUUGCUGGAGACGUAACCCCGGUGGAAAUUAUGUGCCACCUACCAGCAGUUUGCGAAGAACGCAACAUACCGUAUUGUUAUACCCCGAGUCGAAAGGAUUUGGGCGCAGCGAUGGGAGUAAAACGCGGAACGGUAGCAAUGUUGGUACGAGAGCAUCCCGAGUAUCAAGAAAUGUUCGAUAAGCUAAAGGUGGAACUCACAACUCUUCCGAUACCAUCAUAAGCAGCGCUCUAUCGGUAAGCUUUCUCACCUUCCAACCUUACUACCCUUUUUUCUAAAUAAAAGUACAUUAUAUGUAUGAAUUGCGAUUAUGACUAUAGGAUUUAAUAAGUUAAAGUCAAUAUAGAUUUAAACACAACUGCUGAA
Molecule: messenger RNA, 694 nt
Organism: Sabethes cyaneus
Lineage: Eukaryota; Metazoa; Arthropoda; Insecta; Diptera; Culicidae
Gene: NHP2
Product: H/ACA ribonucleoprotein complex subunit 2-like protein
Exons: 3
Coding region: 86-550 (154 amino acids)
Biological process (GO): rRNA pseudouridine synthesis; snRNA pseudouridine synthesis
Cellular component (GO): box H/ACA snoRNP complex
Molecular function (GO): box H/ACA snoRNA binding
Source: RefSeq, a predicted model, not a curated record